Messenger RNA from Cuscuta campestris, 2842 nucleotides. NCBI's taxonomy places the organism in Eukaryota, Viridiplantae, Streptophyta, Magnoliopsida, Solanales, Convolvulaceae. The record is from the annotation of a GenBank genome assembly.
GAAAAAAAGAAGAAGUCAAAGAGCCAGCUGUUCUUCCUCUUCGUAGAUUGCAGCGCGCAUAACUCCUCCAACGUUCGGCUCCAUCAAAUUCGCGACAUUCAAUUCUCAACGGGAAGUAACUCAACGGUAAGUUACUCCUUCUUGCUAUAAAUUGGAGCAACAUCAACUCAAGAACGCAGGGGGGAAACACACGAGAAUAAAGCAGCGGCCAAGCCGCUGCUACGGCGGGUUCCGGCGGACAUCUCUGGCGCGGCGGUGGACGGCCGGCAGACACGAACCGGCGGCGGCAUCAUCUCCGGCGAGCGGUCGGCAGUAGCUCCGGGCAGAGGUAGAAGCAUGUCCUUUGGAGUAAAAAUCUGCACAAACAGGUGUGAAAUCUGAUCCAAAUCAGUAGCUCCAGCCUCUCAGUGUCCCAGGUUUAAGCUUUAGUUUCCUUACCCUUUUAGUGUUCAAAGUUUGGUUUCUGAUAUUACAGUUUGCACAAUGAGAAUCUGCACUAUAAAGUCAUAAUUUUGCUUGCAAAAGUGAAUAACCUACCCAUUCAAAUCUGAUUUUUGAGCUUCAAUGGUAAAUAUCUACAUUAUUAAUGUGCAAAAUUCUGAUCCAGAUCAGCGGUCUCAAGUACCCAAUGGUUUAUCUGUUGUAAAAUUUCAUUUUCCUUAAGGUUUGGGUGCUAUUGUAUGGACAUAUUUAAGCUGAAAAUUGAGACAUAUGCAGUGUUUACAACUGAUUUUUUGGAUACUAAUGAAAAGUUCUGCAUUUAGAAAGUUAUUUUUGGACUUGUAAGCUGAUUUUUUGAGUGCAAAAUGCAAAUUUUACACUUUUUACAACUUAUAGGUGCUGAAAUAGAAAAAAUCUGCAAUCUUUUCUUAGUGUUCAAUCUGAUUUUUGAGUUCAUCAGAUGCAUAUGUGCUGAAUUAUGAUGUUUAAUAGAUGCAUAUGAGCUGCUUUGCACGUGCAUGACAUAUUGACAUAACUAACCUUCUCAUAUACAGUAUUCUGCUUUGAAAAUGCAAAAGAGCGCUAGAAUCUGUUCUCAGGAACUUGACUUGAAGCUUGAAAUCUGCAUUUCUUUAAAUCUGAUUUUUUCUCUUCAAAGCUAGAAGACUUGGUCUUAGUCAUGUUUUGCAGAUUUUAGGUCCAUCGAGCACUUUAAGGAGGGAAAAGUGAUGAGUUGAUGCUGCGUAUACUUUGUUUUUUAGUUGCAUUCCCCUUUCCCCUUAUCGCUUUACUAAGUCCGUGCUUGCUUAAUAUUGCCAUUUGCAUACCAUAUAGAUGCAUCGAGGACUAUGCACAAUUUAAGUGUGGGGGAGAUUAUCAUAUUUAUUCCGUUGUUUGGGGAGUAUAUUUUUGGGCAAUUUGUUUUUUUUCUCUAAGUUUUGGGUCCAAAUAUUUUGUCAUUCUUUGUUGAAUAUCUCCUUAUUUAGAGCAUUGUUUCUAAAUUGACCCAAAAACCUCAUUGUUUUUUCUUGGUGAAAGUUGACAAAUGUUUCUUUUACAACCCCACCUUUGAGUCUUGAUGCCCAUUUUCUUGGUAAAAAAUGACCUUAACAUUUGAAUCUUUUUAUGUUUCCUUAGUAUUUUAUUUUCUAGAACUGGUCAUCCUCAUAUUAUCUAGAUGCUGUUUUAAUCACUUUUGCUUGAUAUUAAAAUUUGUAAAAGAACCAGUUUUAGGAACAUUUAGUUUUUUUUUAAGAAAAAUGUAAGUUUUUUUUAAUCUUUUAGGCUUCUUUUUUUUAAUCUUGCUACCGUUGCCAUUGAACCAUUUAGACCGUAGGAUUCCCUUAAAAAACUUUUUUGUGGCAACUUUAGAGCAUUUUUUUAGAACCCGAAAUAUCCAUAUUUUAGAUCUCCAUCUUUAUAGGAUUUGUAGCUCACUUUGUUUUAAAAAAUUUUUUGGGCAUAAAGUCUUUGGAGUGAGGGUGUAAAGUGCAUUUUGUUUUUCUUGAUGAUGAUUGAAAUUCAAAUGGUUUCUCUUUUUGGUCUUUUGAACGAGGACGUUCAAGUCUUAAGUGCGGGGGUAUUUGAUAAGUCGGGUUUGGGUUAGUUCUUUUUAUUCAAUUUUAGGUAUUUUUAAUAUUUUUAGAGUUUAAUUUUUAGUAGUUUAGCUUAGUUUUAUUUUAAUUCUCAUUUUUACAAUCUUUUAAUUUUCUUUUAAAAAUAGUAGGUUCUUAAUUAUUUUUUAACAUUUGAUUAUUGUCUUCAUUUUAUUUUAUUUUAUUUUUCCUAACUCAAAAUUAUCAGAUAUCUUAUUUUUUGGAGAAAAGUAUAACAACAGGUCAAAGUGCAGUUCAAGUUUGGAAAGAAGAGAAAGAUUUUGGGUCAGAGUCCAAACCAAACAUUAAAGAAUCAGCCCAAAACCUUACCUCCCUCCACUUUACUUUUACUUUCACGCAAGGAAAAAAAAGAUGUCAAAGAGCCAGCUGUUCUUCCUCUUCGUAGAUUGCAGCGCGCAUAACUCCUCCAACGUUCGGCUCCAUCAAAUUCGCGACAUUCAAUUCUCAACGGGAAGUAACUCAACGGUAAGUUACUCCUUCUUGCUAUAAAUUGGAGCAACAUCAACUCAAGAACGCAGGGGGGAAACACACGAGAAUAAAGCAGCGGCCAAGCCGCUGCUACGGCGGGUUCCGGCGGACAUCUCUGGCGCGGCGGUGGACGGCCGGAAGACACGAACCGGCGGGGGCAUCAUCUCCGGCGAGCGGUCGGCAGUAGCUCCGGGCAGAGGUUAGGCUGUUCCAUCACAGCUCCAGUUUACUCAAUUUGUUCAUCUUCUUCAACAAUGGGUAACCUUUAUUUGUCAAUUUUUAUUUUUUUUCCUCCAAUUCUAUGUAAAAGUUUGUUU